Messenger RNA from Colossoma macropomum (tambaqui), 1099 nucleotides. RefSeq names its product microfibril-associated glycoprotein 4-like. Lineage: Eukaryota; Metazoa; Chordata; Actinopteri; Characiformes; Serrasalmidae. The record is from RefSeq and is a predicted model, not a curated record. The coding region runs from base 55 to 816 and encodes 253 amino acids. Gene Ontology annotation, biological process: elastic fiber assembly. The transcript is spliced from 6 exons.
ACAUAUAAAAAGGAAGCAUGGGAGCAUCACUUUCAUGCAUUUGCAUCUAGCUGCAUGAGGAAGAACUUUUGCAGUGUUAAGAGAUUCCCCGUAACUGCACUGGAAGAAGAUUGUAUUACCAUGCUGCUGUUGGCUCUAGUGCUCCCCCUGGUGGUGCAGUCGGCCCCUGCAUAUCUGCCUCAGGACUGUGAAGAUGUUUACAUUAAUAUCUCUCAGAACACUGGUGUCUACACCAUCUACCCAGGAGGACCUGAUAAACCAGUGCAGGUUUACUGUGACAUGGGCUGUGAUGAAGACCGCGGGAGGUGGACAGUGAUUCAGAGGAGAAUGGAUGGCAGCGUGAAUUUCUACAGACCCUGGGAUGAGUACAAGAAUGGGUUUGGGAACGCAAGCGGUGAAUACUGGCUAGGUCUGCAGAACAUCUUCCUUAUUACCUCAAGAGGUAAAUAUGAGCUGAGAAUUUACAUGGAAGAUUUUGAUAAAGGGAGCGUUUACGCCCAUUACACCUCCUUCUCCAUUGAUUCCGAGACAUACAGGUACAAGCUGCAUGCCUCUGGCUUCAUCAACGGAGGAGCAGGGGAAUCGCUGUUCUAUCACAACGACAUGCAGUUUGCAACUUAUGACAGGGACACCAAUGGCUGCGCAGUCAGCAAUUCUGGAGGAUACUGGUUCAACAACUGCCUCGUGUCCAACCUCAACGGCCUGUACAAGUGGGGACCUUCAGCUCCACAAAAUGCGGCAAUCGUUUGGUGCAACUGGAAAGGCUGUAAUUACUCUCUCAAGACCGUGGUGAUGAAGAUUAAACGAGCAGCUUAAGAACAUGUCUAAUGAGUAGCUUAGGGCUGAAGACAUAUCAUAUCAAUACUAUUACAAGAAAUUCUGUUGUUUCAAAUACAAACUUCUAAUGCAGAGAGAAAAGCUUUUGGGUUUUCUAGAUGUGUGGUAGUUAAAAAAUUCAUAUAAUCACAUGAUGUUGUUGGGCUACAAAUUAUAGCCUCUUGUAAAUGUAUUGGUGGCUGUUUACUGUUCAUGUUUUAUUUUAAUUUUUGGGUCUAUUUUUCCUCUCAAAGGGUUUGAAUAAAAAGCUAUAAAUGAUGAA